UUGAAACAAUCUUCUCCUUAAACAUUAUUAAGUGUGGCAAAGACAUCACCAUUUAUGACAUUGAACUAAUAAUUAGAAGGCAUUCGCAACUAGAAUAAACGACCGCUCGGAAACAAACGGUCGUUUCUAGGAAGACGUUAAAAAGCUUUUGAUACCCAUCAUUGUCGUUUUUGUGAAUAAAAUGUUAUAUUUUUGUAAUAUUUGUGAUGUACCGUAAAAUGAUUAAAGAACUGGACGUUUAAUUAACUAAAAUAAUCUUAUAAGUACAAACAAAAAUUCAAGUGAAUUAAAAUUUUCAAAGAUUUUUCUUGGUGUUCUUUGAGGCAGUGUCUUAAGCCCAAUACAAUUUAAGUACUUUUGUGGUUGUUCCCGGUAAAUCAAAACCUAUUCUAAAAGAACUAAGGUAUAAAAUCAUAAAACGACAAAAUGGUGCAAGUUAAGCGUAUAGUAAACUCAAUAGUGUUAGUGUUUUUGUUAAUACGGACAGUUGUAGUGUUUUCUAGAGAUUUGAGUGAAAAGGACAGAAAUUCAAGAGCUAAGUACAUACAAAAAUUAAUAAAUAAACAGAAGAAAUAUGAAGGACGGAUUAAAUUGUCUGGAGGACCAAAUAGAUAUGAAGGAAAUGUAUACAUUUACCAUGCCGGACGGUGGGGUGCUGUGUGCGAUGAUUCCUGGGACAAUCAGGCGGCUACAGUCGUUUGUAAAAAGUAUAAUAAAACUGGAAUUGCUACAGUUGGCUCGAAAUACGGCAACGCUACUGAAAAGUUUUGGCUAGACGACGUUAUAUGCCAAGGCGAUGAGUCAUCCUUAUCAAGAUGUGCAUUCAAGAGGUGGGGAGCAUCUGAUUGUAAGAAAGACGAGGCGGCUGGAGUCAAAUGUCUUAAUGGAACUAAUUCAUCAAAUCUAAUGAGAAGAAAAACUAGGGGAAAGAAACUUCAUGAAGUUUUAGACAUUCGGAAUGCUAGCAUGAGACUUGUUGGUGGAAGGGAUUUUAGAGAAGGACGGGUAGAGAUAUACCACAACGGUAUUUGGGGCAGCAUUUGCCCAGAAUCCUGGUCCUUCUACGAAGCUACUACUGUCUGCCAGCAUCUUGACUUGGGCUAUGCUGAGGAGGCCCUUAUAACCUUCAAAUAUGGUUUCUCGAACAUCAUCCUCAGCGGAGUGCAUUGUGAGGGCAAUGAGAAGAGCCUCUUUCAAUGCAGGCAUUGGGAAUUUGGGAAUGUCAUGUGUAAAAGUGAAAAAGGUCAUGUAGCAGCUGUGGUAUGCACUCAAAAACUAGCCGACCUCAUCCUAGACACGACUACUAUAGAACGAACAGCUCAUCUCCAAGAUGCCAUGAUGUAUAUGCUGCAAUGUGCGAUGGAGGAAAACUGCUUAAGUCGGAGUGCUUAUGAGUUAAAGAAAAACACUCGGGAUUGGCAGUAUGAAACGCGGCGAUUGCUCCGUUUCACCGCGUCUUCGUUCAAUGGCGGCAACGCUGAGUUCAGACCAUACCUCCCGAAGCAUUUAUGGCAAUGGCAUAUGUGUCACAUGCAUUAUCACAGCAUGGAAGUCUUUGCUAUCUUCGAUGUUUUGGAUGAGAACGGGGUCAAAGUAGCAGAAGGACAUAAGGCAUCAUUCUGUUUGGAAGACAACACUUGUUUACCUGGAGUCGACAAGAAGUACUCCUGCAAGAAUUAUGGUGAUCAAGGUAUAUCAGUGAACUGCUCAGAUGUCUACAUGUACAAUAUCGAUUGUCAAUGGGUCGACGUGACUGAUGUGCAGCCCGGAGAUUACACCUUCAAGGUGGCAGUGAAUCCCCAUGCACGGGUCGCAGAACAAUCUUACCACAACAACGCAGCGACGUGUCGUCUACGACUCACGGAUAGCUACGCCACGGUCUACGACUGCCAGCUCGGAAGACCAUUUAUAUAAUCGCUACGACCGGUCUACGCCGUAGACGGAAACCUGUAUGCUUUAGGGAUGAGGAUGUUUUUUUCGAAGCUCGCCUGUUCUUUAAUGCAUAAAGGCUAUGUAGUUUAUUUCUUUUGUCUCAGAAACACAAAAUGAUCUGAUUGCAAGGAAUAUGACUUUCGCGUGACGUCACGAUUGUAUGUAAAUUUGACUUUACUAAACUUUAAAGCAGUCCCAUAAGAUUUGUAGAUUCAAUUGUAUUUUUACUUUCCAAUAGAGUAAUAAAUGUAUGCAUGUGUAUAGGUGAUAUAUUAUAAAGUAACUCAAAAGUUUUGUCUUGCCAAAGAUGUUAAAUUAAGAUUGAUUUCUAGACUAUUGUAAAACAAUAAAUAAUGUAUAGAAUACCAAA
Messenger RNA from Trichoplusia ni (cabbage looper), 2302 nucleotides. It is a transcript of the gene Loxl2, whose product is annotated as lysyl oxidase homolog 3. Bases 427 to 1914 code for a protein of 495 amino acids. Gene Ontology annotation, biological process: peptidyl-lysine oxidation. Gene Ontology annotation, cellular component: membrane. The transcript has 9 exons. Gene Ontology annotation, molecular function: copper ion binding; protein-lysine 6-oxidase activity. Lineage: Eukaryota; Metazoa; Arthropoda; Insecta; Lepidoptera; Noctuidae. The record is from RefSeq and is a predicted model, not a curated record.